UCACGUAGCAAAUUACCAAUUAAUUUUUUUGCUGACCAAAUUCGACAUUCUCUCGUCGACCUCCAUACAAAAAUUCCUCACUUCGUGGGCUUAUUUUCUUGGACAGAGUUUGGGUGGACUAAAAGCUCUCGCUUCGCCUCUUCCUCUCUGUAGCUGCACAGAACUACACGGUUCACAUUGUUGCUAGCAUAUUUAAACCAAAUUAUUAGCAUAUUACUUAGAUACAAAGUUUCAAUCAUCUGCUGAAGCAAACGUUUGAAAAUGUUGAGCAGUGUUUCUCUCCGGGCUCAGAUCGCUUCCAUCAUAGAGUUACUUUCUAAAGCUGCGGUUGCAGAAAUUAGCAAAGUAGUCGACGAUGGCAUAGUUGUGUUACGUGUGGAAAUGUGUCAACGGGAAAAUGAAAUCAACGUCCUGAAAAAGACUGUACAACAACUUGACAGCGAGCUUCGAAGAGCUCGAGGGAUUCAAGCUCGAAAACGCAUUCAUCAUGGUCGAUCAGUCGCUGCUGGGAAUCUUGGGAGAGGGCCUGGUAAAAGUGGUACCACUUGUGUGGGGAGGACGUCGCCUGAGGAAGACGGUAAUGAAAAGGAUGAAGGCGUUCGACCUGCGGAUGAGACUCCAGUGAAGACUGAGCCAGGAGUGGAGGAGGGUGACCAGGAAGAGCACACUGCAGGGAGAAAAGACAAGGAAGCAUCAUGCAGCAGUGUUUCGUUUCCAGGGAAACCAUAUUUAGAGUCAGAUGUCGGACAGGAUAUGAUUUUACAGCUCAGACAGCAACAACAUUAUCAUCAGUCAGACGCGCUCAGGAGAACAAGCGACGGCACAGUAAAGUCAAACCCAGACCCUCAAAGCGUAUUCGGUUUUGGCCCGAAUUAUAAUACUGCAAGGAGAGCGAGGACCAAUAGGUUUUGCCAGGUUAAUAAACACUUCAUUUGCACACUGUGUGGAAAGAGUUUUGAACGUUACGGUCAUCUUGAAAGACAUCUGCGAAUUCAUACGGGUGAGAAACCGUACAGUUGUGACAUAUGUGGAAGGUGUUUCAACCAGAAGGGUAGCCUCAAAGGGCAUCUGAAGACUCACAGAGUAUCGAUGGACGGACUAGCUAACAACGAGGAGAAGCCUUCCCUGGAUAGACGUCAGUCUGAGGAAGAGCAGUGCAACGAAAAGGACGAAGUGAUCCAAACUGCUCCUGAAAUGCCUAUGAAGUCUGAGCCAGGGGAGGAGAAGGAUGCAUCCCAGAUACUGGAUCAUAAAGCAGAAGAACAGACUGCAGGGAGAGCAGAACAUCAACUGGAUGAGGAACUGUCAAUGUACGAGAGAGACAGCCAGCCGUGGAUGUCCGGUUCACAAGCAGACAAUGAUAUAGAGAUGAGCAAUUCAGAAUAUUUCAGCAGUUCAGGUCAGAACUCCCAGUGUCUUCACUGAUCACUCUCCUGUCCCAGGAAUGGCGGAGGCGUCAUGCAGCAGUGCUUCAUCUCCAGGGAAACCAUAUGUAGAUGUCAGAGAGGAUAUGAUUUUACGGGUCGGACAGCAACAUUAUGGACCUUCAGACACACUCUUGAUAGCAAGUGACGGGACAGUACAGCCAAACUCACAGGGCAUGGACGGGGCUUCUCUGAACCAUCAGCCCAUCUUCUCUGGUUUUCCAAGGAAAGUUAAAACCUUCCAAGGAGUCACCAAGGACAAGAAGUGCUUCAUCUGCUCAUUCUGUGGGAAAGUUUUUGAGCGUGUUGGUCAUCUGGAAAGGCACCAGCGAAUUCAUACGGGUGAGAAACCGUACAGUUGUGACAUAUGUGGAAGGUGUUUCAACCAGAAGAGUAGCCUCAAAGGGCAUCUGAAAACUCACAGAGCAGACGGUGCUGACAUGCUAACGGGACAACCUCCGCUUGAUGAUGAGAAGCCUGACGUUUAUCCUAGACCCUCGGAGAACCCAGAGGAACCGACGGAUCAGCCCCCACCUGCUGAAGCACAGCCUGUCUGUGGGCACAGUGAGGAGGAGGGCAGGGGGCAGGGCUUGGUGGGGAAAGCGGAGCAAGAGAAACAGUUUGGAUCCCAGAUACUCAGUCAGUCAGGACAUCAACACCAACAAACCACAGAGCGACCAGGUUAUCAGGACGACCCAGAGUAUGUCAUGGAUGGGAGGGAGACGCAGCUGUGUAGAUCUUUCACAGAGAGGCACAGUGAUACCGAGUCUGGAUCAGUACAUCCAGGUUGCUCCUCCGAUGUGACAAAGCAGCAGAAUUCCCAUCCUGUUUCACCCAGUGUCAAAUACCAUCCCAGUCCUUUUGAUGGACUGCACCAGCAGCACCACCAGGGGUUCUAUACGUCAGCUUCUAGAGAGGUGGAACUUGAAGACUUGUCUUUUCAGGAUGAGGAAGACAAGCUGGAUAUGAUUGAGGAAGAGCAGUAUGCAGGGAUGGCUCUACAUGCAAGGAACAGGGAGGAUGCUGAUGAGAGAAUACUACCCAGGUUUCAGGACCGGGUACUACCACCACCACCACUUCCUGUAGAGGAGGAAACAGCGAUGAGAGAGUACAUCACAGAACCAAACUACAGUCAAGAGGGAAUUUUAUUUGCCCUUGGUAUAGACAGUUUUGACAGUACAGAGGGCAGCAGUGCCAGUGCCACCACAGACGACACCAGAAAUAGAUGUUUCAUAUGCUCCUUUUGUGGAAAGAGUUUUGAUCGCCAUAGUCAUUUCGAAAGACACCAGCACACUCAUACAGGUGAGAAGCCCUACAGCUGUGAGAUAUGUGGUAAGAGUUUCACUCAGAAGAGCAGCCUGAAAGCUCAUCAGAGACUUCAUACAGGUUAAUCAAGGGCCAAAGAGUCUUGGUUUGCGUUCCGAAUGGCACCCUAUUCCCUAUUCAGUGCACUACCUUUGACCAGGGCCCAUACAGUGAGGGG
Molecule: messenger RNA, 2907 nt
Organism: Coregonus clupeaformis (lake whitefish)
Lineage: Eukaryota; Metazoa; Chordata; Actinopteri; Salmoniformes; Salmonidae
Product: zinc finger protein 587
Exons: 4
Coding region: 1445-2815 (456 amino acids)
Biological process (GO): negative regulation of transcription by RNA polymerase II; regulation of immune system process; regulation of cytokine production
Molecular function (GO): RNA polymerase II cis-regulatory region sequence-specific DNA binding; DNA-binding transcription factor activity, RNA polymerase II-specific
Source: RefSeq, a predicted model, not a curated record